CGUGUUCUGCAUCAUACGGCGGCUGACUAUUUUUCACAUUUUCAUGAUGGCGGAGGACAGUGAAUCCGCGGCCAGUCAGCAGAGCCUGGAGUUGGACGACCAGGAUACAUGCGGGAUAGACGGAGACAACGAAGAGGAGAAUGAGCAUAUGCAAGGGAGUCCAGGGGGAGAUUUGGGGGCCAAGAGGAAGAAGAAGAAGCAGAAGAGAAAGAAAGAGAAGCCAAGCUCCGGAGGAACCAAGUCUGACUCUGCCUCCGACUCUCAGGAGAUAAAGAACCCUGGCUUGCCCAUUCAGAAACUGCAGGACAUCCAAAGAGCCAUGGAGCUGCUGUCCUGCCAGGGUCCGGCCAAGAGCAUCGAUGAGGCAGCCAAGCACAAGUACCAGUUCUGGGACACACAGCCUGUGCCCAAACUAAAUGAGGUGGUGACGAGCCAUGGGCCAAUUGAAGCUGACAAAGAGAACAUCAGACAGGAGCCAUAUUCCUUACCUCAAGGCUUUAUGUGGGACACUCUGGAUCUCAGCAAUGCAGAUGUACUGAAGGAGUUGUACACACUGCUAAAUGAAAACUACGUGGAGGACGAUGACAACAUGUUCAGAUUUGAUUAUUCACCCAACUUUCUCAAAUGGGCGUUGCGUCCUCCUGGCUGGUUACCACAGUGGCAUUGUGGAGUGAGAGUAUCCUCAAAUAAGAAGCUGGUUGGGUUCAUCAGUGCCAUCCCUGCUGAUAUACACAUCUAUGACACGCUGAAGAGUAUGGUCGAGAUCAAUUUCCUGUGUGUUCAUAAAAAGCUGCGUUCAAAGCGCGUUGCUCCAGUCCUUAUCAGAGAGAUCACACGGAGGGUGAACCUGGAGGGAAUAUUCCAGGCUGUCUACACAGCAGGAGUGGUACUGCCCAAACCUGUGUCCACAUGCAGGUAUUGGCAUCGCUCUUUGAACCCCAGAAAGCUUGUUGAAGUGAAGUUCUCCCACCUGAGCAGAAACAUGACCCUGCAAAGAACCAUGAAACUCUACAGACUACCAGAUAGCACUAAGACUCCAGGUCUGCGGCCAAUGGAGAGGCGUGACAUACGGCAGGUCACUGAGUUGUUACAGAAACACCUGAGACGUUUCCAGCUGGCACCCUCUAUGGGAGAGGAGGAGGUGGCUCACUGGUUCUUGCCACAGGACAACAUCAUAGACACAUAUGUAGUAGAGGGUGCUGGUGGCGUACUGACAGAUUUCACUAGUUUCUACACUCUGCCCUCUACCGUGAUGCACCACCCCCUGCACAGGAGUCUGAAGGCUGCUUACUCUUUCUACAGCGUACAUACACAAACCCCGCUACUGGACUUAAUGAAUGAUGCACUGAUCCUGGCUAAACUGAAAGGCUUUGAUGUAUUCAAUGCCUUGGAUCUAAUGGAGAACAAGGUGUUUCUGGAGAAGCUCAAGUUUGGCAUUGGAGAUGGGAAUCUGCAGUAUUACCUCUACAACUGGAAAUGUCCCCCUAUGGACCCUGAUAAGGUUGGCCUUGUACUUCAGUAGCUAGUCGGCUCACGGCUGCUACACACACACUGAUCAAGAGGUUGGCAGUGACCUCUGGAUAUUCCUUACCUGGACAUACAGGUAGCCCAAGCUAGACAAUGAGAACUACAACAAUAAACCCAACCUGGUGACUGGGAGGCUCACGUCGUGUUAAGCAGCUCUCCCAGCGCUUGUGUCAUCGAGAACAUUCUCUCAGCUCACCUGGAGCUGAAAACAAAUCAUCAACAUCCUGAAUGUGAAAUCAUGCUAUGCCUGAGAUACUCAUACAGUACAGUGCUCCUGACAGACUUCACACACACACACACACACACACACACACACAUGUUGGCGAUACAAGAGGAUAGCUUGACAUUGUGAAUUUCGUUUUCCCCUAACAAACCCAUGUUUCUAGCAAUAGAAAAUGUCAAAAUACAUUUUUAAAAAAUGCCCAGAUGAUUAUUUGUUGAAUACCUGUAUGUUUUAUUUAAGAAGGCAGUACGUAAAUUAUUAUUCCUAUCCCUGAGUUUCUCCAUUGGAUACUUGGAUCAGACAACAAAUGACUUGUUACCUUGCAGCUAGUGGUAUUGAUUGGUUUGAAUAAGAAAUGCUAACAGACUUUCUACUUAAUGUCAUGCAUACAGCUAAUGAUGAAAAAUACCAGAUUAAACUUCAGAAUGACAAGCUAUAUCUUUAGGCAUGUACACACAUACAUGAACACACUUAUCUACAAGCUCCACACAUCCACAAAGAGGAUAUCUUCAAGGAGAGACUCAUCCAACUGGUGCAUUGACAUACAUGUUUUUGUUAAAAAUAUAUAGUUACCUGUACAUUUAAAGCCAGAUCAUAUUUAUUCCUGUAGUGUGAGUUCGAGGUUUUGGAGGACUUAUCCAAAGUAUUUUCCUCAAAAGUAGUGUAGAUGUCAUUGACUUUGGAGUUUGUACAGACAGUUGAGACAACAUGGGUUUUAGGGAUUUUUAAUGAAGAAUGUAUUGCAUCGAUGAAGCACAAUUUUUGAGUUCUCAAACAAGCAAAAGGGCCCUUGAAGGAUUAGUUGGCCCAGAUUUCAAAACAGACGGGCUGUGCUAGGUACAACCCUAAUUUUACAAACAAGGAAUGUGAGUUGUUAAUAUGUUGUAAGCCUGUCUCCAGACAGGAUAGUUUGAAUAAAACACCACUGUUGUGCACAUGCACAUUUUUGCAAUGACAUCCUCAGACAGUUUUCAUUGUGCAUGUUGAAGGUUUGUGCUAUCCAAAUGGAGCAGAAACAGCUAUUUGACGAGUUUUCCAAGCAAGGAUGUUAAAUGUUAUGCAAAAAGUAGUGCUUGCAGAAUAAUUUAAGAAUGAUGUGCAGGCAGUAGGACAAAACAAAGGCAGACUUGAUUUAAAAUGUCAGUGGUGCUGUCUGGAGAUGGGCUCAUAGCAUAGUAACAGCUUACUUUGUUUGAAAUAAAGUAAAAAUCCUCAGUUGUUUACUCACCUUCAAAACAGCCAAGGUGCAUUUUUUGUUGUUGUUAAUUUAGUCAUUGCCACUCACAAAUCACUUUGAAAGAUCUAUCCCUUGUAUUCCACAAUUAAAUUAGAAGCAUUUCUUUUUUAGUUUACUCUGGCAUGUUGAAGGGGGAGGUGGCAGCAGCUUUGUGGUGCGAGAAGUGAGCUUGUGACCACUCUGAAUCCCAACAUUUGAAAAAAACUUUGAUGUGGAAAGUGCACAACUACUUUCUAUGUACUCUUGAACAAAGCUGUGAUUCCCCCACUCGUCUAGUGAAACUACUGAUUGGCCAAAAGUACCAGACUGUCAUUCUCAGCUUUCCACGUACAAAUGUGUGUAUGUAGGCGAGCAUCCAUUCCCUCACCCAGGAAGCUGAAUGUGUUCUUAACCAACUCUCUUGUUUAAAUUACUUAAGAAUUGAGCACAAAAUUCAAAGGACUUGGGAAGUAAUGUUCAGCAGCACCCAGUCAGUGCAGUGGUUGAAUAUACAAAAGCCUACAAUAUAUAUCACUCAGUGAUUGUAUUAAUGCGGGGAAACAAGUACUUUCAAAUUUGAGCUAUCUUUUUUUUUCCCAGGUGCAUUUUUAUUGACUGAAUUUGCUUUGAAUGAUACUGUAUUUGCGUGUCUGAAAAAUGUAGGUCAUUUUUUUAGAGUGUUGUGCAGCUAAUUGUGUGAAUUUCUUUGAACAGUUCUGAUAUUUAUAAUUGUACUUUGUUAAAUGUUUUACAGUAUGGUUCCUGUCCUGUUUUUCAGUAUUUGCUUAAAAUGUCCAGCUCCAAAGGAAAGAUCAAAAGAUAAAGGUUAAUGGUUUGGAGUAUUUGGCAGCUUCCUGUGUUACGAUUCACCAGCAUGAGGACUCUUGGCGAAAACCAUUCAACAACUGUCCUGUGUAUGCUGCCUGUUAUUGUCAGACUGCUCGUUCACUGAUGGAGCUGCUGAAGUGUGCUGGUACACUCAAAGAUCACAUGAUGUCGGAAAAUGCCCUUUCCUGCUCUGUCGGAGGUUACUGCUUUAUGUUCAAUGUUGCUGUUAAUGUGGCUCUGCAAAACUAAGAGGUCAAGGCUGCUGCCAUCUGAUGUUCAAAUCUCUUUUUCUGUAUGUGAUGUCAUUUGUUCUCAUCCCUUUAUAGAUUAGCAAGAUAAAGACAAGUGCAGUGAGAUACAGUAAUACUAUUCCAUAACCAGUGCUUCUGGGCUCAGCGGUUUAUAGUUCAUUGGUGAGUAAUUGACAUUCACAAAGAAGGAUGUUACACCACUGGCAUAAAUUUAACAAUGAAAAUGAGAAACAGGCUUUUGAGUCAACGGCGUGCCUCUCGGAUGUGGACUGUGUCACGGAUGUGCUGUUUGAAUGAACUAUUAAGCAUGUGUCAGUUUUACUGCCGUGAUGAUUUUAGAAUUGUUGAUAUUUCUAGCCACACCCUUUAGUGAGAACUCAAGUACCUGCCUUAUUUAAAAGAUUUUUUUUUUUUUUUUUUUUUUAAAGGA
Messenger RNA from Myripristis murdjan (pinecone soldierfish), 4475 nucleotides. It is a transcript of the gene nmt2, whose product is annotated as N-myristoyltransferase 2. Lineage: Eukaryota; Metazoa; Chordata; Actinopteri; Holocentriformes; Holocentridae. The coding region runs from base 44 to 1522 and encodes 492 amino acids. Gene Ontology annotation, biological process: N-terminal peptidyl-glycine N-myristoylation. The transcript has 12 exons. The record is from RefSeq and is a predicted model, not a curated record. Gene Ontology annotation, molecular function: glycylpeptide N-tetradecanoyltransferase activity. Gene Ontology annotation, cellular component: cytoplasm.